Messenger RNA from Drosophila elegans, 2857 nucleotides. RefSeq names its product aminopeptidase N. Gene Ontology annotation, molecular function: peptide binding; zinc ion binding; metalloaminopeptidase activity. The record is from RefSeq and is a predicted model, not a curated record. The coding region runs from base 19 to 2790 and encodes 923 amino acids. The transcript has 6 exons. Gene Ontology annotation, cellular component: cytoplasm. Gene Ontology annotation, biological process: proteolysis; peptide catabolic process. NCBI's taxonomy places the organism in Eukaryota, Metazoa, Arthropoda, Insecta, Diptera, Drosophilidae.
AUUCGAGCUUCGGCCGACAUGAGCAGUUCGGAAUCUCGCAAAUUUUGUUUGCUACUCUUGCUGGCGAUUGGCGUCGUAAAUGGCGUUGAUUAUCGGCUGGAUGGUAGCGUUUUACCUUCGUACUAUAACCUGACCAUCGGGGUUCUCAGAGACUCCGCCGAGCCCACGCUUUUCGAUGGCGAAGUGAGCAUUACUCUGCGUGUGGUUGGCCCACUGGAGGUGCAGCAAAUCAUUUUACACGCCGACACGCUCGACAUUUCGGAAUGCUGGCUGCUCGAUGCGGCAGGUGCGCUGCUGGAGGCCAUCGAUAUCAGCCGGCUGAUUUAUGAGGCCAGCACCCAACAGGUGAGAGUUCCGCUGACGCAGGUCGUGCAGCCUGGAAGGAAUUAUACUCUCGGGUUCAAGUACACCGGGAAGAUAAGGACCGAUAUGGUCGGUCUCUUCUCCGCCAGCUAUGAGGAGCAGGGCACCAAUGACACCAAGUGGCUGGCCCUCACCCAGAUGCAGCGCAUCAAUGCGCGGCUGGUGCUGCCCUGCUUCGAUGAGCCCGCCAUGAAGGCCAAGUUCCAGUUGCAGAUUAACCGGCCUAAUGGUUACCAGGCAAUUGCUAACACCAAGCUCAAAGAAACCACUUCGGCAAGCCAGAAUCGUUUUGUCGAUCAUUUUGAGGAGACCCCUGUGAUGUCCACAUAUUUGCUAGCUUUCAUGGUGGCCAAUUACUCUGCCCGUGGAAAUGUAAGCGAAUUUGCUGUGCUGACUCGCCCGGAAUUCUACAAUAAUACGGAGUUCAGCUAUACAGUGGGUCAGCAGGUGCUGCCAGCCUACGAUGAGUUGUUCCAGCUUCCAUAUGCAGAAUUGGGCAAUGAAGUGCUUCAAUAUGCCAGCUCUCCCAGGUUUCCUCAUAACGGCAUGGAGAACUGGGGCCUUAUUAUCUACAGCGAUGGCGUUUUGGUUCAGGAAGCUGGAUACUCCGACGAUUGGUCGAAUAAGGAGUUUGCCAUCCGCAUCAUUGCCCAUGAGACUUCGCACAUGUGGUUUGGUGACAGCGUAACCUUCUCCUGGUGGAGUUACUUCUGGCUAAAUGAAGCCUUUGCCCGCUACUAUGAGUACUUCAUGGCACAUCAACUCUAUCCCGAGUAUCACUUGGACGAGCAGUUUGUGGUGCGCCAGAUGCAGCUGAUCUUUGCAACGGAUGCCCGGAACAGCACUCAGCCCAUGACAAGUCCGGAAUCGGAGAUACAGACUCCGUCACAAAUUGCCUACAAGUUCAGUGGGAUUGCCUAUGCAAAGGGAGCUUGCAUUGUCAGGAUGUGGCGAAAUCUCAUGGGGGCGCAAAACUUUGAUACCGCCAUCAGGAAUUACUUAAAGCAAUACCACUUGACAAACACAGUACCCAAUAACUUGUUUUACCACCUCUAUGAGAACUGGCCAACGGAUCAGUAUGUGAAUCUGGAGCACUUUUUCGCCGACUACACGGAGCAGGUGGGAUAUCCCAUGCUGAUUGUGAACAUUACCCGUGGAAAUCAUUUCGUCUAUGUGGAGCAAAUGCGAUUCCUGCUAAAUCCUGGUGACGGCAGCAAUGCCACACUUAAGUAUACAGUGCCCAUAACUUAUACAACUAAUCUGGCGCCAAAUUUCGAUGACCUCACUCCGAGUAUAUAUCUACACAAGGUCGUGGACGUGCAUCAGAUGUACUUUGACGAUCCCAUUGAUUGGAUUGUGCUUAACCUUAGGCAGUCGAACUACCAACGAGUGUUGUAUGAUGAAACCCUGACGAAAGGUCUUCAGGUGGCUUUAUCUGCACCGAAUCACAGCGGAAUACCUGUAGAAAAUCGGGCCCAGAUCAUCGAUGAUCUCUUCAAUUUCGCGCAAGUUGGUUAUGUUGACUUUGCAGAGGUAUUCGAGUUCCUAGAAUAUCUGAGUAAGGAGGUGGACUAUGUGCCCUGGUAUGCUGUCUAUGAGAACCUGAAUUCGGUGGCCAAACGAUUAACACCUGAACAGCUGCCCAAUUUCCGAACAUACCUCUCCGACAUCACAAAGGCUGUGUUCGAGAAACUGGGUGUGGGUUGGAGUGCCGAGGACACUCCGCUGGAUGUGGCCAAUCGGAAUAAGUUAGUUAAAUGGCUGUGCAGAUACCAGGCCAGCGAUUGCCGGAACAAGGUUAAUGUCCACUACGUAACAUCAUCUGAGCAACCAUCGCCGGAUUAUCGGGAAACAUUCUACUGUGCAGCCAGUAGUAGCGAUUUCAAUUCGUUCACUUCGGUGUGGGGAAAGUACUACCUUGAAACUCGUCCCAGUGAGAAGAAACUCCUUUGGUCCGCUUGCAGUUGUACCGAGGAAUACGAGACCUUUUACUACAAAAUGAUCAUUACGGGGGCGGAAAAUGUUGAUCAAAAGAAAAUUGGCAUAGCCCGGUUGUAUGAGCAGAAUCCCCAUCUAGUCGAACCAAUUUUUGAAAUGGUUACCGCAAACAUCACCGAACUGGCUUUAUGUUUGGACAGCUGGUCGGAUACGGCAGCGGUGAUCAGCGACAUGGCAGAGUACUUCACCACCAGGCACCAGCAGCAGUUGUUCAAGGACUUCUACGAUGUCAAUCACCAACUCUUCGGUCAGUCGGAGGCCGUGCUCUUGAAAUCCUUGGAAGCGGUGGAGCAAAAUCUACAGUGGGCCGAGAAGCGUCUGAACAGAUUGGUCCUCUUCCUGUCCCGCAGGAAUGGCAGCUCCAGCAUGGGAGCCACCUCCAUGGUGGUGCUACUGCUGGCUGUGGCCAGUCUUUUGGCCUGGCUCUGAUUAGGUAAUAAGUUUUGCGAGGAAAUAAAGAGAUUGCCGCCGUGGUCAUGCGCUGCGGGAGAAAUGC